This is a messenger RNA of Morone saxatilis (striped sea-bass), 3303 nucleotides long. RefSeq names its product netrin receptor UNC5D-like. Gene Ontology annotation, molecular function: protein binding; netrin receptor activity. The record is from RefSeq and is a predicted model, not a curated record. Gene Ontology annotation, biological process: netrin-activated signaling pathway. The transcript has 21 exons. Gene Ontology annotation, cellular component: membrane. Lineage: Eukaryota; Metazoa; Chordata; Actinopteri; Moronidae.
CUCGCGCGCGCUCUGUAAUGAUUCCACUCUCGCGCAGAAGAGUGCCGACUGCCGAAAGCUCCGCACCACUUUCCAUCUCUUCCCUCCGCACUGCGAUUCCGUGAGGUGACGGCUCCUCUCCUGGCGGACACUAAACUAGCCCCAAACACCUGGGGCAGAGCGUUCGUCGGGGCACGGAGUCGCAUUUAGAGGCGCCUCGAGCGGACAACAAAUGUUCGAGACCCGCGGCCGGUGGCCCCAGACCCGACGGGGAGGGAGACGAGCAGAGCAGUGAUGGGACAGUUUUCGGGAGGAUGCUACUUGAGUUUUGGCAUCCUCGUUCUUCUCGGUUCGCAUGUCCCGGCCACAUUAGCAAGAGGUCCCCGAGGUGAGGCCCUGCAGCAUGGCCAGUCCGGGACACUGCCCCACUUCCUCGAAGAGCCCGUUGAUGCUUACAUCGUCAAGAGCAACCCCAUCNGUCUGCAGUGUAAGGCAUGAUGGCAAAAGCCUGUAGAGAGACAACUCUUCUACAAGUGUAGGGCUGCUUGGGUGUCUGAAAUUCAGGUUUCUGCCCAAUCAACGAUCUUGUCUGCAGGGCUGAAGAUCCGCGAGGUGAUGAUCAACGUGUCACGUCAGCAGGUGGAGGACUUUCAUGGCCCAGAGGAUUACUGGUGUCUGUGCGUCGCCUGGAGCCACCUGGGAACCUCCAAGAGCCGCAAGGCAACAGUCCGGAUCGCCUACCUGAGGAAGAACUUUGAGCAGGACCCCCAAGGCACUGAGGUGCCUCUGAAUGGCAUGAUUGUGUUGCACUGUCGUCCCCCAGAGGGAGUGCCUGUGGCUGAGAUGGAAUGGCUGAAAAAUGAAGAGCCUCUCAGCUCAGAAGGUGUCAUUGAUACAAGAGGCGACCAUAAUCUCAUCAUCUCCGAAGCCCGCCUCUCUGAUUCCGGAAACUAUACCUGCGUUGCCAGCAACAUUGUGGCCAAGAGACGUAGUGCCACAGCCACUGUUGUAGUCUACGUGAAUGGAGGCUGGUCGUCAUGGACAGACUGGUCUCCCUGUAAUGUACGCUGUGGUCGCGGUGUGCAGAAACGUUCUCGCACUUGCACAAAUCCAGCUCCUCUCAAUGGGGGAGCCUUCUGCGAGGGCAUGUCAGUGCAGAAGAGCACCUGCAACACGCUGUGUCCAGUGGAUGGCAGCUGGGGGGAGUGGAGCGACUGGUCGGUGUGUAGUUCAGACUGCGAGAGGCAGCGCAGCAGAGAGUGUACGGCUCCGGAGCCCAAACAUGGAGGACGGCUCUGUGACGGGGUGGCGCUGGCCACAGACAACUGCACUGGCGGCCUCUGCACACAGAAUCGAAAGUUGCUACAUGAUGCUAAGCCACAGGGUGUGGAGAACAGCAGUGAUGUGGCCUUGUAUUCGGGCCUCGCUGCGGGGGUUGUGACAGUGGUGCUUCUGAUCAUCGCUGUCACUCUUUACCGAAGAAGCCAGAGUGAGUACGGUGUUGAUGUCAUCGACUCCUCCGCCCUCACUGGGGGCUUCCAGUCCUUCAGCUUCAAGACCUCUCGUCAAGCAAACCCCCUGCUUAUUAAUUCAUCCAUGCAACCUGAUCUGACAGUGUCGCGUACCUACACCAGCCCCAUGUGUUUUCAGGACUCCAUUGACAAGGAGCUGAUGGCCGAGCGCUCACUCCUUGACCCACUGCCUGAUCUCAAAGUCAAAGGGGUGGCAGAGAGGGCAGAGUACCAUGUAAUGUCGCACCCUCAGACAUUUCCAAGGGGCCUGGCUCCAGACUACAGAGGGGUUGCAGUGGGGACAACGCUGGGCAGGAGAGGCAAAAACCUCUUCACUCCACAAGUCACUUUGACUUCCAGCAGACCUCUCCACAAAGCAACUGCAGUUUUUGGUCAUGCUGGAGGGAGGCUGGUGGUCCCUAGCACAGGUAUCAGUCUGCUGGUGCCUCAUGGGGGAAUCGCAGAAGACACUACCUGGGAAAUGUACAUGAUCAUCAACCAGGAGGACAGCAGCACUGUGUCUGAGGAAGGGACAGAGAUCUUUUUGAGUCCUGCAGUCACGUAUGGCCCACCAGGCCUUGACCUGUCCUGUCCCAUAGCCAUGACCAUAGCCCAUUGUGCAGAGGUUGCUGCUGAUGAUUGGACCAUUCGGCUAAAGAGACAAACGCAGGACAACAAAUGGGAGGAAGUAAUGUCAGUGGACGAGGAGAGCACAUCCUGCUACUGUCUGCUGGAGGCCCAGAGGUGCCAUGUCCUGCUGAAGCAUCCGGGUCGCUACGCCCUGGUGGGGGAGCCCCUGAGCCAGGAGGCAGCCAAGCGGCUGAGACUGGCUGUGUUUGGUAGUCCGGAUACCAGCAAUUCUCUGGGCUUCACCCUCAGGGUCUACUGUGUGGACGACACGCCCCAUGCAUUUCAGGAGGUGGCAGUGGGCGAGCGCAGCAGGGGCGGGCAGCUGCUGGAAGAGCCUAAAAUGAUGCUGUUCCGGGGGAACACUUUCAGCCUCCAGGUGUCCAUCCAGGACGUCCCACAGCUACUCUGGAGCAUCAAGCCUUUCACCACCUGCCAGGAGUUCUCCUUUUCUCAGGUGUGGGCCAGUAACCAGCGUCCCCUGCAGUGUGCCUUCUCUUUGGAGCGAUACAGCCACUCCUCGUCUCAGCUGUCCUGCAAGAUCAGCGUCCGACAGGUCAAAGGCGAGGAGCAGAUACUACAGGUCUAUACGUCUGUGGUGGAGAAUGAAAAGGGAGUGGUUCCUUUUUUCACUCAGUCAGACUGUACCAUCACCUCUCAGACAGGGUCAAGGGCCUUUAAAAUCCCACUGUCCAUCCGUCAGCGGAUCAGCGCCACCUUUGACACCGCUAAUGCCAGGGGGAAGGACUGGCAGCUCUUGGCUCAAAAGCUCCACAUUGACAGGAACCUGUGCUACUUUGCAUGUCAGGAGAGCCCAUCAUCAGUGAUUCUGAGCCUAUGGGAAGUCCAGCACCAGGACUCAGGGGACCUAGACUCUCUGGCCAGUGCCCUUGAGGAAAUCAGCAAGGUCCAGUCCCCCAAGACCGCCACUCUUGGCUGCAUCAAGGCGAGCACUCCACCCAUCAGAUUGGCUCGUAGCCGUACGCCGACGCCGACUCAGACGGCACGGGACAACACCGAACCGACUCGACCACGACCUCGCCUGACUGGGGUGCACGCGGCGCCGCGGCCGGCGCGGGCGCGGGCCUGGGCGGGCCUUGGCGGGGCGCGUGUGUCGUCGUGGUGCCGGUGGCCCGGCGGGCGCUGUGGGCACGGGCGGGGGUCGUUGGCUGGCGGCCCGCGAUAA